AUGGGUUGGACAGAGCGGCUACGGCCCUCCAAGGAGCCCGCCGUCACGACUGUUUACACGCAGAGCAACGACUCCAGCCCUAAUGCAUCCUCCGAGGACCAGCCCAGCGUCAUUUACGACGGCGAGCUGACGUUUAACCGCGUCAAGGGUGGAAAUGGCUCGGGCGCGGCAUACCAAGAAGCAGCUGGUGCGCCAGUCGAAAGCAACUCGCCGCUGGGAUACCAUGUCGGCUGGGCCACCAUCAUCUUCCUCAACAUUAACCAAAUGAUUGGCACUGGUAUCUUCUCAACCCCUGGAAGCAUUCUCAAUGCUACGGGCUCGGUCGGCCUCGCACUUAUAUACUGGGUCAUUGGCGCCAUCAUGGCCGUCGCUGGCUUCGGCACAUAUCUCGAGCUCGCAAGCUAUUUUCCCAAUCGUAGCGGGUCUCAAGUCGUCUACCUCGAGCAGGCAUACCCGCGACCGAAAUACUUCCUACCCAUUGCUUUCGCCGUACAGUCUGUGAUUCUCUCAUUCAGCAGCAGCAACGCAGUGGUCUUGUCGCGCUACGUCUGGCGUAUCGCGGGUAAAACGCCUACGGAUUGGGAAAUGAAAGGUGUCGCCAUCGCUGCAUAUACGGCUGCCGUCAUUUGCGUCAUUGUGCAUAACCGAUACUCCCUCUGGACUGUCAAUGUGUUGGGCGCUUUCAAGGUUGCGACCCUGAUCUUCAUCAGCAUCACUGGAUUCGUCGUCCUCGGCGGAGGAGUUGGCCGUGUUCCUCAACCGGGCGCCAACUUCAGAAAUGCUUUCCAGGGCACCACCAACAACGGCAACGAUCUUUCUACCGCGCUCGUUAGCAUCGCUUUCUCGUAUAGCGGCUAUCAGAAUGCAUUCAACGUCGUCAACGAGAUCAAAAAUCCCGUGCGCACCAUCAAAAAGCACGGUCUCAUCUCUGUUGCUAUUGUUUCUGUCCUGUACAUGCUCUGCAACAUUGCGUACUUUUCUGCUGUUGACAAGGAGGCAUUUGCUCAGUCCAAGGAGAUUGCUGCUGCUGUCUUCUUCACCCAAGUUUUUGGCUCGGGCGCGGCAGAGACCGUCUUGAACGUUUUGGUACUUCUCAGUGCAUACGGCAAUCUGCUGGCGGUAUUAAUUGGCCAGUCGCGCAUGAUUCGAGAAAUCGGACGGCAAGGAGUCCUGCCGGGCACCAACUUUUGGGUGUCGACAAAGCCGUUUGGGACGCCAAUUGGGCCAUAUGCGCUGAAAUGGGCCAUGACGUUUAUUAUGAUUGUUGCACCACCAGCUGGCGAUGCCUUUACGUUUGUCGUCUCUUUGCAGACUUACCCUGAUAGCAUGUUUGUCUUUGCCAUGGCGAUUGGUGUUUUCAUCCUCCGGCGCCGGCGCAAGAAGAACAAUAUUCCCAGAUCGCAGUUUCAAGUCUGGGAUAUUUUGCUUAUUUUCUUUACUCUGAUUCAAGUAUUCAUCUUGGUCAUGCCGUGGUGGCCCCCCAAGGGAGGUCCGUACGCUGGCGACGUUAGCUUCUGGUACGCCACUUACUGCGUCGUUGGCAUCGGCAUCGUUAUCCUCUGCGCGCUAUACUACGUGGCAUGGAUGUAUGUACUCCCCAAGUGGCUAGGGUACAGAAUACGCGCAGAGACCGUGACAGCAGAAAAUGAGACGACUGCCACGCACAGGCUUGUCAAGGUACCUUUAGCAGAAGUCGCGCAAUGGGAUGCAGAGCAUACUGAGUCUGGGGAAUUGCAACGCUCGGGCACUAGGACGGAGUCUGAUAGUGCUAAAGAGCAGGAACGCCAGAGUAAACAAGUUGACCUUUGA
Messenger RNA from Beauveria bassiana ARSEF 2860, 1809 nucleotides. RefSeq names its product high-affinity methionine permease. The coding region runs from base 1 to 1809 and encodes 602 amino acids. Gene Ontology annotation, cellular component: membrane. Gene Ontology annotation, molecular function: L-amino acid transmembrane transporter activity. Lineage: Eukaryota; Fungi; Ascomycota; Sordariomycetes; Hypocreales; Cordycipitaceae. The transcript has 5 exons. The record is from RefSeq and is a predicted model, not a curated record. Gene Ontology annotation, biological process: amino acid transmembrane transport.